CCCUUCCUCCCGGCCCCGCCGCCGCCCCGGCCGGCUCCGCGCCCCCUCCCCGCCCGCCGCCGCCGCCGGCGCCCCCAUGGCGCCCCGGGACCCCCAGGCGCCGGGCCACUAAGGAUCCUCAGCGGCCGCCGCCGCGCCCUGGCCCCGUCGCGCGCGGCGCGUGGACCCCGGCGUCCACGGCGUCCGGCUUUUGAGCUCGCGUCCCCCCCUUUCCUAAGGCCGGCGUGGGGGGGGAGGGGGAGCCAGGGGACCCCGGGAUCCCCGCCCCCCCCACCCGGCCGCCCCUGCCUGCCUCUCCCUCCCCCACCCGGGACCCGGAGGAGAAGAUGUCUUCGCGGACGGCGCUGGCCCCGGGCAACGAUCGGAACUCGGACACUCAUGGCACGUUGGGCAGCGGCCGCUCCUCAGAUAAAGGGCCAUCCUGGUCCAGCCGCUCUCUGGGCGCCCGCUGCCGGAACUCCAUCGCCUCCUGCCCCGAGGAGCAGCCGCAUGUGGGCAACUACCGGCUGCUCAGGACCAUCGGCAAGGGCAACUUCGCCAAGGUCAAGCUGGCCCGGCAUAUCCUCACGGGCCGCGAGGUCGCCAUCAAGAUCAUCGACAAAACCCAGCUGAACCCCAGCAGCCUUCAGAAGCUGUUCCGUGAAGUCCGCAUCAUGAAGGGCCUGAACCACCCCAACAUCGUGAAGCUCUUCGAGGUGAUCGAGACGGAGAAGACGCUGUACUUGGUGAUGGAAUACGCAAGCGCAGGAGAAGUGUUUGACUACCUCGUGUCCCACGGCCGCAUGAAGGAGAAGGAGGCCCGAGCCAAGUUCAGACAGAUUGUCUCAGCUGUGCACUACUGUCACCAGAAAAACAUCGUACACAGGGACCUGAAGGCCGAAAACCUGCUGCUAGACGCCGAAGCCAACAUCAAGAUCGCAGACUUCGGCUUCAGCAAUGAGUUCACGCUGGGCUCGAAGCUGGACACGUUCUGCGGGAGCCCCCCAUAUGCUGCCCCAGAGCUGUUCCAGGGCAAGAAGUACGACGGGCCCGAGGUGGACAUCUGGAGCCUGGGCGUCAUCUUGUACACCCUGGUCAGCGGCUCCCUGCCCUUCGACGGGCACAACCUCAAGGAGCUGCGGGAGCGCGUCCUGCGCGGCAAGUACCGCGUCCCAUUCUACAUGUCCACAGACUGUGAGAGCAUCCUACGCAGAUUCCUGGUGCUGAACCCCGCCAAGCGCUGUACUCUCGAGCAAAUCAUGAAAGACAAAUGGAUCAACAUUGGCUACGAGGGCGAAGAGCUGAAGCCAUACACGGAGCCCGAGGAGGACUUCACUGACACCAAGCGGAUUGAGGUGAUGGUGGGCAUGGGUUACACCCGUGAGGAGAUCCGAGAGGCCUUGACCAGCCAGAAGUACAACGAAGUGACCGCCACCUACCUCCUGCUGGGCAGGAAGACAGAGGAGGGUGGGGACCGGGGCGCCCCAGGGCUGGCCCUGGCACGGGUGCGGGCGCCCAGCGACACCACCAACGGCUCAAGCUCCAGUAAGAGUGCCAGCCACAGCAAGGCCCAGCGCAGCGCCUCGUCCACCUACCACCGCCAGCGUCGGCACAGCGACUUCUGCGGCCCAUCCCCCACCCCCCUGCACCCCAAACGCAGCCCGACCAGUACCGGGGAGACGGAGCUGAAAGAGGAGCGGCUGCCAGGCCGCAAGGCCAGCUGCAGUGCCACUGGGAGUGGCAGUCGGGGGCUGCCGCCCUCCAGCCCCAUGGUCAGCAGCGCCCACAACCCCAACAAGGCUGAGAUCCCCGAGCGACGGAAGGACAGCACAAGCGCCCCUAACAACCUGCCUCCCAGCAUGAUGACCCGCAGGAACACCUAUGUGUGCACCGAGCGCCCGGGGGCCGAGCGCCCGUCCCUGUCGGCAAACGGCAAAGAGAACAGCUCGGGCACCGCGCGGGCACCACCUGCCUCCCCCUCCAGCCAUAGCCUGGCACCCCCUGCUGGUGAGCGGAGCCGCCUGGCCCGCGGCUCCACCAUCCGCAGUACCUUCCACGGUGGCCAGGUCCGGGACAGGCGUACGGGGAGCAGUGGCGGUGGGGGCGUACAGAAUGGACCCCCUGCCUCUCCCACGCUGGCCCACGAGGCUGCACCCCUACCCGCCGGGCGGACCCGCCCAACCACCAACCUCUUCACCAAGCUGACCUCCAAACUGACCCGAAGGGUAACCCUCGAUCCCUCUAAACGGCAGAACUCUAACCGCUGCGUCUCGGGCGCCUCUCUGCCCCAGGGAUCCAAGAUCCGGUCACAGACGAACCUGAGAGAAUCGGGGGACCUGAGGUCGCAAGUUGCCAUCUACCUUGGGAUCAAGCGGAAACCACCCCCCGGCUGCUCCGACUCCCCUGGAGUGUGAAGCUGACCAGCUCACGGCCGCCCGAGGCCUUGAUGGCGGCGCUGCGCCAGGCCACAGCGGCCGCUCGCUGCCGCUGUCGCCAGCCCCAGCCUUUCCUGCUGGCCUGCCUGCACGGGGGUGCUGGCGGGCCCGAGCCCCUGUCCCACUUCGAAGUGGAGGUGUGCCAGCUGCCCCGGCCAGGCCUGCGGGGAGUGCUGUUCCGCCGUGUGGCGGGCACCGCCCUGGCCUUUCGCACGCUCGUCACCCGUAUCUCCAACGACCUGGAGCUCUGAGCCGCCGCAGCCUGGGGUCCCCAUCUUCCUGUGGCGCCCCCUUAUCAUCACCUCAGCUUUCCUGGGACAGAUCUGGGGGCCAGGGUGGGGGCCCCUCUGCUGUGAGGGACAAGGACCAGGGGUGCCGAGCAGAGCAGGCUGGCACCUCCCAGGCGUCUCCAGCUGGACCUGGAUCCCUUGACUUUGGGGAAGACUUGGGGGGCAGGAAGGGAAACUGAGACACUUCCAUUCCUCCCAGCAGCUGGGGAGCAAGGCCUGGGGCCAGGGGCAGGACAAGCUGCUAAGACUAAAAACUGGAAGCCUCGGGCGGGGGGGAACCUGGGAGUGGGGUCAGGCAGCUCCUCCCCUCCCGCUCGGGCUCCCUCCUGCCCCAGGCUGGCGCGGGGCACUUUGUAGAAACCCUUGUAAAUACCCCCGGCCCCUCCACAGACGUCCUGAGGAGCCGUCGCUGUCGCCCCCCCCAGUUUUUAAGUUAUUAUCCCACCCUCUGUCAGCCUCUCACCUGCAGCCUGUCGCCCAAUAAACGUAGGCCAGUCCCCCCCCCAUGCCACCCUUGGGGUCUUCCUUCCCCACCUGCACCUGCCUCAGUUGUCCCAUCUGCAGAGUGGAGGUGAGGGCGCGGGAAGGGAGCAGGUGACGGAGGAGAGGGCAGGACGGAACGCGGGCGCAUCCGCCACUCGAUACACUGGACUUGGCCACUUCUGCCCCAGUAGCGCAUUUACUCAAUAAACACUCAAUGACCA
This is a messenger RNA of Ochotona princeps (American pika), 3408 nucleotides long. It is a transcript of the gene MARK4, whose product is annotated as microtubule affinity regulating kinase 4. Gene Ontology annotation, biological process: intracellular signal transduction; protein phosphorylation; microtubule cytoskeleton organization. Lineage: Eukaryota; Metazoa; Chordata; Mammalia; Lagomorpha; Ochotonidae. Gene Ontology annotation, cellular component: cytoplasm. Bases 327 to 2393 code for a protein of 688 amino acids. The transcript has 18 exons. Gene Ontology annotation, molecular function: tau-protein kinase activity; protein binding; ATP binding. The record is from RefSeq and is a predicted model, not a curated record.